Molecule: messenger RNA, 2551 nt
Organism: Orbicella faveolata
Lineage: Eukaryota; Metazoa; Cnidaria; Anthozoa; Scleractinia; Merulinidae
Product: BTB/POZ domain-containing protein KCTD21-like
Biological process (GO): protein homooligomerization
Molecular function (GO): protein binding
Source: RefSeq, a predicted model, not a curated record
CAGACAGCACGCAAAGGGCUUCAUCAGUUAAGAAGAAGGAGACAAACAAGUCCAUGUCGAAAAAAAUAAAUCUCAAUGUAGGCGGCCACCACUUCACUACAAGCGUUCAAACGCUGACCAAAGAUUCAAACUCGAUGUUGGCGGCCAUGUUUUCUGGAAGGUUUGAACUAAAGCCUUGUGAGGACGGCGCGUUCUUCAUUGACCGAGAUGGAACUCCCUUCCGGUAUAUACUCAAUUAUCUUCGCACUGGAAAAUUGACUUUGCCAGAAGACGCAACGUUUCUGAAGGAACUGCAAGAAGAAGCUGAAUUUUAUCAGAUUCAAGGAAUAAUAGACGAGCUGGUGCCCUCUGAAUCUAAACUUUCAGCAUCUAAACCUAGCGAGGCAUUUGUAGAGUCAGAAAUUUUGACUAACGAAGAGCACCAGAGAGUAUUGAAAGUUUGGCUGUCUCCUCUGGAAGGAAAAUGGCGCCUUCUGUUCCGGGCUUCUCGAGAUGGCUUUGCAGCUGAAAUCUUUCACUCCAAAUGUGAUGCUCAAGGUCCCACAGUCACCAUUGUAAAAAGUGGAAACUACAUUUUUGGAGGUUUUACCGAUGUGUCAUGGACAAGAAGCCGAAUCAUGUGGAUAACUUGCACACAGGCGUUCCUAUUUAGCAUGGUCAACCACCAGCAUGGCCUGAGACCAACUAAAAUAUCAAUUAAUAAGAGCAAGUUGAAAGGCUUUUUCUGCGAUAGCACCCUGGGACCAACGUUUGGAGGAAAUCGCGACCUACAAAUAAUAUCGGGGGAAAAGAAAGGCUAUAGUGAGCUUGGGUUUUUGUUUGACGUUCCCCCAGGCCAGCAAACGACGUACUUAGCAGGGGUAAACAAAUUCACUGUGACCGAUUACGAAGUGUUUGGAUUAUACGCGUAACUUAAGAGAUUACUGGCGCUACCUUAACUCACAGGCUCCACGGCCCAGUUUUGAUCGAAGACAAACCGCGGACGACUGGUACUGAGCGUUCCAUCUGGGGAGACAUUUAAUUAUGAAGUUGCUACAGGGUCCCAUGAAAAUGCACGAAUCAUGCAGUUAUUCAGAGAGAGGACUAAGGGCUAAUUGUGCUAGAACUUCUCUUUGGAGAUUAAACGACAGGGACAAAUGUGAUAUGACUUUUCAAGUUACCGUAGAAUUCCGAAAGUAAUGCCCCNCCCCCCCGAAAAUAACGGCUCCCCGAAAAUAACGUUAAUUUUCUAUUUUCCUAUUGAGCCCCGAAAGAAACGAUCCCUCUGAAAGUAGCGGCCCUUUGAAGAAGUCACUAAAAGAGAAACUCUCUGGUCUCAAGCGAAAUGCGGAUGGAGCACUCUGACUGCAGGACUAAACAACUUGAAGAGUUAUUUGUGAUUCAUUUCGAACUUAACUGAAUUUUUGUUGAAAUAUUUAUGAGCUGUAUUUGUCUGGCGCAGAGUCAAAUGAUGCACUGCAGUGCAAUUACUUGCAUCGCGAUAUAAUGUUUCACCCUACAGUACCAACAUUAAGGACCUUUUUUGUUUAUACAGCCUGCUUUGUUUAUGUGGGUAGUUAGGAACACACAUAAAUGUGUUAUGCGUCCGCUUUGUCUAAACGACUGUUACCGUAGAAACGGUUUUUAGCCAUCCGAAGGUGACGGCUACCCAAAAGUGGCGGUCCCUUUUGCCUGCUAAAUCCAAAAGUAACUGGGGCCGUUACUUUUGGAAUUCUACGAUAUUUAUCGGUAGAAGUAAACGAGUUAUCGCCAUUCUUUAAAUGCCUCUUAAAGGGUUUAACUAGGAUUUUUUUUCUUUGCGGAUUGUAAUAUUUUUUUUGUUUACAAUUUCUUUAAAAUUACUGUUUACUGAAAGUAGAAUUACGAAUUCUCUGUUAUCAAAUACCACGACUUAUUGGAAAGAGGUUUCUGGGAUAAGCCGUGACAUUUUAAAUGCCAUUAAUGAUAGAACGCAAGAUGAUUACAAGAUUCGAAUAACGUGAUGGCAUUAUCGGUAACUUGAUGUCUACAAUCGCAGACGAAACCUGUUGAGACAAAGUCAUAUCAAAGCCGUUCUCCUCAAACUGCGAUGCGCACGCGCAGUGCGAGUGUCGUACGGAUAUACGUACGUCUGGACGGAUGGACGUACACACGGACAAUCACGUGACAAGCAAUUUCUUUUUAGCUCAAUGGAUUACCAAAUUUUUUAAGGCACGGGACUCCACUAUGGCGCCUUUGGCGCGCAGGAGACCAAGAACGCAAGCGUGCAAACUUGAAGGGGGCCUAGGGAAAAGCACUGCACUAACUUGGCAUUGGUAAGGCAAAGCACGCCUGGAACGAUAAACAGUUCUGCAACUUCACCGUAAAAGCAUAUAAAUGCUUAAAGGGCGUAGGGGAAGAAAAAACCACGCACAAAAGCCAGGGAACGAAACAAGGGACAACACCUGCGCAAAUACAAGCUAGCAGACGACGUAAUGAACGACUAAAAGCACCAAACCGUGACCACAAGAAAAAGUGUAGUUGUACCAGUAAGAUUGCCGUAUUUGGGUCUCCAUAAACUUGACCUGCUGUA